Molecule: messenger RNA, 3311 nt
Organism: Puntigrus tetrazona (Sumatra barb)
Lineage: Eukaryota; Metazoa; Chordata; Actinopteri; Cypriniformes; Cyprinidae
Gene: man1a2
Product: mannosidase, alpha, class 1A, member 2
Exons: 14
Coding region: 999-2936 (645 amino acids)
Biological process (GO): carbohydrate metabolic process; N-glycan processing
Cellular component (GO): Golgi membrane; endoplasmic reticulum; extracellular exosome
Molecular function (GO): mannosyl-oligosaccharide 1,2-alpha-mannosidase activity; calcium ion binding
Source: RefSeq, a predicted model, not a curated record
GAGUAGCUGUUGCAGUAACAACAUCCUGGAUAUUGGAGCCUGGCGGCGCACACGGCUACAGAAAAUAAAGGAGGAACCAAGACGUAAGGGAGGCGGUGGUAUUAAUCGCAAAUGCUUCAGCGUAUAGAAGCGCAGACAUGAACGCGAACCUGGCAGCUAUCGGGCAUUAAUUGUGGAUUUAUGGUCUAUGGCGCCGAUUGAUCCCGAGGCACCGACAAGGUGAUGCAGCAGCGGCAGGACGGGAUCGGUCCGCUACACGGCUGCCAGCUGAAUGCCUUUACUGGAGGAAAACGGCGCAGCACACGUCCAGCGCAGGCCGGCGUGAUCUUUCGUUAAAAUAGGACAGUAUGUAGAGAGGAUCAGCCAGCGGUUGCUAUACACCCGUGUUUACUUUCAUUAUUGUAUCGGCUCUCGAUAUCGCUCUCCGGUUCUGAGACGCUGCCACGGCAUCAAGCGAAUCGGGCCUGGGCUGAAACACCGUGCGCUCUUCGCGAUAUUUACCGUGGAAAGCACGUAAUGCGAACGCGAACUUUUAUCGUUAACAAGCGUAACGAAAGCGCCUAGCGCUACAUCAUCGCGUUUACUAUCCGCGUGUCCAGUUUUCUUUAUGUUUACUUAGGUUACGUUGCCUUUUUGUUUUUCUCCUUGUCAGACUGAUUUCCCUUAUCGAUAACAGAUUAUCGCAUUGCCAGUUUGAGAGAAAUAAUACCCCUAACGGGCGGUGAGGGUGGACGCGCCGUUUAUCGUGAAGAUAACGACUCGACCCAACCCGCCUCGACUCAGAAGCUUUCGGAUCAAAGCGAGGAUCAUGGAUCGGAAUGAUAAAAAGAGCCUCACGAGUAUGUGGAAUCAGUUGUGAUCGACAGGACAACUCCGUUUCUAAGAGAUAAGCAGAGGUUCGGCAGUAAAGCUCCCAUUACCGCAAUGAGAUAAUAGUGUGGCAUACACAGAAACAACCUUGACACUUAUCCCACCAUAUUCCAGUUCAUCAUCAAAAUAUGACCACGCCGGCUCUAUUGCCACUAUCGGGACGUAGGAUACCUACCCUCUCGCCAGGUGCCUCCUCAUUCCCCCAUCACAGGGCCACCUUGCGGCUCUCAGAGAAGUUCAUCCUCCUCCUCAUCCUCAGUGCCUUCAUCACCUUGUGCUUCGGAGCGUUUUUCUUCCUCCCGGACAAUUCCAAACACAAGCGCUUUGACUUUGGUUUGGAGGACGUGUUGAUACCGCACAUCGAGUCGGCGAAGGAGGCGAGGCACAGCAGCAGACAGGUCAUACACGGCUUGGGAGCUCACGAUGAGCAUCGACACAGAGAGGAAGAGGAGAGCCUUCGUGACAAGAUCCGGGCAGAUCAUGAGCGGGCACUGCAGGAAGCCAAGGAAAAGCUCCGUAAAUCCAAAGAGGAGCUGAAGGCAGAGAUCCAGACAGAGAAGACCAAGGUAGUCGAGGACCUGAAGAAGAAAGAUGGGCCCAAACCACUUCCUCCAGUACCUAUGCCCAAACUGGUAGGGGUCAACGAUGGUGACCCAGGGGACCCUGACACCAAGGAAAAACGGGAUAAAAUCAGAGAGAUGAUGAAACACGCGUGGGACAGCUACAGGCAAUACGGCUGGGGCCACAACGAGCUCAAACCCAUCGCCAAGAAAGGACAUUCCACCAAUAUCUUCGGUAAUUCCCAGAUGGGGGCCACUAUAGUAGACGCCCUGGAUACCCUUUACAUAAUGGGCCUCCACGAUGAGUUUAAGGAUGGCCAGGAGUGGAUCGAGCAAAACUUGGAUUUCGGUGUGAAUGCAGAAGUAUCUGUCUUUGAGGUCAACAUCCGCUUCAUUGGAGGGCUUCUGGCUGCAUACUAUCUCUCCGGACAGGAGGUUUUUAAGGUGAAGGCUGUCCAGCUGGCAGAAAAGCUGCUUCCUGCCUUCAACACCCCAACAGGCAUCCCUUGGGCCAUGGUCAAUUUGAAGAGUGGAGUGGGACGUAACUGGGGCUGGGCAUCAGCAGGAAGCAGUAUUCUGGCUGAGUUCGGGACACUGCACAUGGAGUUCGUGCACCUGACGUAUUUGACUGGAAACCCUGCCUACUAUCAGAAGGUGAUGCACAUACGGAAGCUGCUUGCUAAGAUGGACAGACCCAAUGGGCUUUACCCCAACUACCUGAACCCACGCACAGGACGCUGGGGCCAGCAUCAUACCUCAGUGGGGGGACUGGGUGAUAGUUUCUAUGAGUACCUGUUGAAGGCCUGGCUAAUGUCUGAUAAAACGGACACCGAGGCACGCAAGACGUAUGAUGAUGCCAUCGAGGCUAUCGAGCGCCACCUCAUCCGCAAGUCCAAUGGUGGCCUUACAUUCAUUGGGGAGUGGAAAAACGGACACUUGGAGCGUAAGAUGGGUCACCUGACUUGCUUUGCUGGGGGCAUGUUUGCCCUGGGAGCUGAUGGGUCGCCAGAUGAUAAAGCUGGACACUAUCUGCAGCUCGGAGCAGAGAUCGCACACACCUGCCAUGAAAGCUACGAUCGCACUGUGCUGAAACUCGGUCCAGAGGCCUUUAAGUUUGACAGUGGGCUGGAGGCAGUGGCUGUGAGACAGAAUGAGAAAUACUAUAUCCUGAGGCCUGAGGUCAUCGAGACGUACUGGUACAUGUGGAGAUUUACCCACGACCCCAAAUACAGGCAGUGGGGUUGGGAAGCAGCACAGGCUAUAGAUAAAUACUGCCGAGUAAGCGGAGGAUUCUCUGGUGUCAAAGACGUCUACUCCUCCAACCCCACCUACGAUGACGUCCAGCAAAGCUUCUUCCUGGCUGAAACGCUCAAGUAUCUCUAUCUACUUUUCUCCAGCGACGAGCUGCUGCCUCUUGAGAACUGGGUGUUUAACACGGAGGCCCAUCCUCUGCCCGUCCUGCACCUGGGCAACAUCACGCUGCCUGGCAGCGAGACCCAGCGGUAGAGCGGACUCACCGGGGGGGCGCUCUCCCCCCUCGCUCGCCCCUCUUUAAACGCCUCCCUCCUUGUGAAAGACAGCAGCUGCCAGCUCAAAGGAGAGGAGAGAACUGUACCCACCAACCACCGUCUCCUCCUGGACUGUGAAUCAUGGGACUACAGUGAACGGAGGAGACCGGAACAGACCCGACUCUCUUUAUCUAUGUCUCUCUCAUAUAUUCUCUGAAGGACAGACUGCCGGAUUGAUCACGUGUGUCUCUCUCCUGCGGGCGCUGGUCUUACACACACUGUACACGCAUUAGCGGACUUAAAAGACCUUCUGAAGUGGAUGUGCGUUUCUCACUGGGGAAGGAUUUUAACAAAGUUCCUUUCUUUUCUUUGC